Messenger RNA from Penicillium chermesinum, 3324 nucleotides. RefSeq lists its product as uncharacterized. NCBI's taxonomy places the organism in Eukaryota, Fungi, Ascomycota, Eurotiomycetes, Eurotiales, Aspergillaceae. Gene Ontology annotation, cellular component: nuclear RNA-directed RNA polymerase complex. The record is from RefSeq and is a predicted model, not a curated record. Gene Ontology annotation, molecular function: helicase activity. Gene Ontology annotation, biological process: regulatory ncRNA-mediated heterochromatin formation. The coding region runs from base 1 to 3324 and encodes 1107 amino acids. The transcript has 6 exons.
AUGGCCAACUCCAUACGAUUCACGGGGCAGCAAUCUGCUCAACAAAAAAGAAAUACACAGCCCGCAAAUCAAUCGAUCCGAGAUUACUUUGAGACUACAGAAAAAGAUGAAGGUACAACAACUGAGACAUGGCUCUCGAGACCUGAAUACCCAACAGCGGCCGAAAUAAUGGAGUCUGAUAGCCAGGGUGAGAUCCCUCUGGAGCCAAAUAAAAUCCACGGGCCAUGGGAAUCGGCUGGACAAUAUCUACGGACCCACUACAAUCUACUUCGAGAGGAUGUGAUUGCCCCUCUUAGGAUCGGUGUUGCCCAGUUACGGGAGAAUUGCGAUAUGAACGACAGCAAGGAGGCUUACAUCUAUGAGAAGGUCCAUGUUGUUCGCGUGACGAUGGCCCAAAAAGGGCUCGCAUUCCGCAUUAGGUUCUCAACAAAGCGGUCCGGCAAGAAAAUAGUCUGGAAAUAUUCAUCUCGGUUGACCACCGGAUCUGUCGUGGCCUUGUCUCCUGUGAAUGAUCGCUUCUCAAGUAUUUGCUCCCUUGCUGUUGUGGCAUCUCGAUCGAUCGACAAUGUCCAAAAAAGCCCACCGGAGGUCGACAUAUGCUUCGCGGACCAGGGGGACCUUGACUUCGACCCUCAGCAAGAAUGGGUCAUGGUCGAAGCACGGACUGGGUACUACGAGGCACAUCGACAUGUACUGAUGGCACUCCAGAAGCUUUCGAAAGAAGAAUUCAACUUUAAAGACCAUAUCUGCAGUCUCAACACCGCUGUCGACCCUCCAGACUAUAUAAAAGUCAACCCGGUAUUGAACUUCAAAUCAUUGCUCCGGCCAGCUAGCCAGAGUGCCUACCAGAUAGCCGGAGUUGACGAACCGACUCGAUUCAAUGUGCUCGAUAUCUUCCCUACUACCCCUAUGGGCGGCCUGAAUAACAAUCAACAAGCAGCCUUGAAGCAGAUCCUUACUAAGAAACUCGCAAUUAUCCAGGGGCCACCAGGCACCGGGAAGACAUUUGUCUCAGUUGCGGCAUUGAAGAUCCUCCUGUCGGAGAUGGUGGGGGGAGCUCCUCCGAUCAUUAUUGCAACCCAAACGAACCAUGCUCUGGACCAGCUGAUUUGCCAUAUUUCUAAAUUCGAGAGCAAUUUCAUUCGUCUGGGUGGGCGCAGCAACAUCGAGGCGAUUCGAAAGCGUACCCUUUAUGAGAUACGGCACACCCACCAACCGAUCGACAUACAAGAGGGGAUGAUGCACCCAGCAAAAAUUGAGAUGCAGGCUCUGUCGAAUAGGCUUGCCGAGCUUCUCAAGCCGUUCGACGCAGAGCGAAAGGGUCAGCCGCUUACAAGUGACCUGCUUCUUGAGAAUGGCCUCAUUUCUCCGGAGCAGCACCAGUCACUGCAAGCGCAUGAAAAUGACAGUGAAUGGGUAGAUUCAUCAGUGAUUGAAAGCUCCACUGACCCUUUUGAUACCUGGCUCAAGGGACAAUGCUGUCGCUACGAGGUCGAUUACUCCGAGGGAGAUCAUGAGUUUGCCGAAGACGAUAUCGAAAGAAACUAUGAGCAGUUGCGAGAGCUGGAAGCAGAGCAAUCUUCAGAGAAAGACGAAUGGGAAAAUCUGUGGGGGAAAUCCAUAGAUUUGCAAAUAUCUAUGCGUGGCAAAAGCCCUCGUCUUUUGCGCCCUGGAUCGAUCUCUCGUGAAGCUAUGGAUGAAUAUCUGCUCAGACCUAACCUUUGGUCGAUUCCGACUGCGUACCGAGGCAUAAUUUACAACAUCCUCCGGCGGCGACUGUUGGAAAUUGUCCGUGAAAGAGUCCGCAGACUUGCUGGACCUUAUAUGGAGGCGUGCAAGAAGAUGCAUAUUGGAAAAUGGGAACGUGACCACGAGUUCAUAAAGAAGGCUAAGAUUUUAGCAAUGACAACAACAGGCCUCAACAAGUACCGACCCCUCAUCAAUAGCAUCCAACCCCGAAUUGUCAUGGUGGAGGAAGCUGCCGAGGUGACCGAAGCGCCGCUGGCAGCUGCAUGCUUCGAAUCGCUACAGCAUUUGAUCUUGGUCGGAGAUCACCAGCAGCUCAAGGGCCACACAAGUACACAUCAGCUAAGCGGUGACCCUUUCUACCUGGACGUCUCCUUGUUUGAGCGUCUUAUCAAGAAUGGAUUCCCUUAUGCCGUUCUUCGAGAACAACGCCGAAUGGUCCCUGAGAUACGUGAACUCCUUCAUCCAAUUUAUGGGCAACUGACUGAUCAUGUCUCUGUCCAUGGUCACGAAAGAGUUCCAGGCAUGGGAAAUGUUCGCUCAUUCUUUUUCAACCAUAAGUUUCCUGAAAGUGGUGAUAGCUUCUCAUCGAAGAUCAAUGGGUUUGAAGCUUCUAUGAUAGUGGAGUUCGUUCUCUAUCUCCUAUGGAACGGCGUCUCUUCAGACCAAAUCACGAUUCUGACCUUCUACAACGGUCAAAAGAAGCUCAUUUCUAGAGACCUGAAGACUCAUAAGUAUCUGAUGGAUCAGCCAGUCAAGGUUGUGACAGUAGAUUCCUACCAGGGCGAAGAAAACGAUAUUGUAAUCUUGUCCCUGGUGCGAAGCAACAAUACCGGGACCAUCGGGUUUCUGUCGGUGGACAACCGAGUCUGCGUUGCGCUCUCUCGCGCAAAGAAGGGAUUAUACAUCGUCGGAAACGCUGACUGCAUCAAGUAUAGCAGUCCACUCUGGUCUAGCGUCAUCGACAUUAUGUACCAUCGGAAUAACGGACCGAGCCGACUGGGAGAAAAUCACAGGCGGCUGCACUCUUGCCAUGCGGUGACAUCCUGGGGUGCGGACAUGUCUGCCCCGUUAUGUGUCACGGAUUUGAUCAUUCCUGGGUUGUCUGCAAAAGCCCAUGUCUGCAUAUCCGCCCCUGCUGUGGCGCUCGCUGCCCCCAAACCUGUGGAGAACCUCAUAGCCACCAAUGCCGAUGAUACUACCACUAGAAGUCCUAACGCUAAGUCUCCGUCCCCGAAGCCCCAGAUUCCAAAGUCGUCGAACGCUGAAAAUCUUCCCCAAACCCAUCGAGAAGAGUACUCUAUGCUACCCGGUGAGGAACUUGAACAGCGGAAACAGAGAGAAAAUGAUGCCCGGACAAAUUGGAACAAAUUCGCAGGCGGCGGCGCUAGACAGCUUGACAAAUUUCUACACACCUUGGCACGUUCCAAAGACCUCAAUUCGAUCGAAGUACAGCAAGCCCGUGCAAAUGUUGAUGAGAGCCUCAUUCCCGAGAGCUUUAGGGCAGACAAAUCUCCCCAGGGUACCAACAAAAGUGUUGCUAAGGAAAUGUGCCUGAUUGACCUAGACUCUGAGUGA